CUUUGCAUCCCAGACUGGAUGGGCUGUGGGCGUCGGAGUUGAUGGCGAUGAUUGGUUGUGGAUUUUUUUUAUAAGGGAAGGGGGAGGGAAGCAAAAUGGCGACAAGCAAGAAGCAUCUCAACCCCUGAUUGGGGAACCUCCCCCUCCCCCCACCUCCAGAGCGGCAGGCCAAGGUGGGGAGAUACUUUGAGUGGUCCAGAUCUCGAACAGCGAACUGAGGCCUCUGGAGCCAGGGUGGUGACAAAUGAUUAGAAAAGGAAAAGGACAAUAACCUUUUAGGAAUAUCACUCAGCAGACCAAUACAUAUUGAAGAUGAUCAUAGAAUCGCUAUAUUAAAACUGGAAGGCACAAGCUGGAGAUUUCACUGCAGCCUUCUUUGCUCUCCAGAUUCCUGUUCUUCCUGAAGAGGGGGAGCACCAGAGAUCAGGAAAUAAAUGGCCUCUAUCCAUGCUGCUGGGUUGCCCCAGGGGUUGGGUGGGGUGUCUCAUGUUGUUUCAGGAAUCUUUGAUAUUCGAGGAUUUAGCUGUCUAUUUCUCCAGAGAGGAAUGUGUGAGUCUGGACCCUCCUCAGAACUCUCUUGGCUGGGAACCUACGCCAAAGAAUUGCAAGGAUCUAAUCUCAUUGGCAGGAGACAACGGUGAAAAGGAAGAGGAAAUUUUUCAACAAGAAAAUCCAGAAAAUGGGGAACUAGAAGCAGUGCCUUCGGAAUGGUACAAAAGAGACAUUUCCCUGCAUCCUAAAUUGGGGAGGGACUGUGAAAAUGAACCAAGAUUCCCUGAUCAGAAAAGGGUAGGUAUGUCCAUACCUCAAGAAAAGAGAUUUAUAAGUCUUUUGAUUACUAUUGAAAAUUCCACUCGAUUUGAAGAACUUUCCCAAUUUGUAGAAAAUAGAAUCUCUUGUCUCCAAGAACAAGCAGCACCAACAUCCUUUAAAUGUCUCCUGUGUGAUAAAACCUUCGUCAAAAGAUCAUACCUUAUUUCACACCAGAGAAGCCACACAAGUGUGAGACCCUAUAAAUGCACUAUCUGUGAGAAAAACUUCAAUAAGAAAUCAAAUCUCAGUGCUCACGAGAGAGUCCAUACAGGAGAAAAGCCUUAUAAGUGUAAUGUUUGUGGGAAAAAUUUUGCUCAGAGAUCCAACCUUGUUGCUCAUGAAAAAAUACACAAUAACUCCCAAACAUAUGAAUGUGCUAAUGUGGGGGAAAACUUCAGUCAGACACAUCUUAUCCACCAUGAGAGUAUCCACCUAGUAGACAAUACUAAUAAUUGUGAUAAGUGUGGGAAAGCCUUUAUUUGUAAAUCAAAACUUAUACAGCAUGAGGUAACCCAUACAGGUGAAAGACCCUACAAGUGUUCAACAUGUGAUAAAAGAUUUAGUCAGAAGUCAGAUGUUUUCAUUCAUCAAAUAAUUCACACUGGAGAGAAACCUCAUAAAUGUACUGAGUGUGGCAAAAGCUUCACUCAGAAAACAAAUCUUGCUAGGCAUAAGAAAACACAUACAGGACAGAAACCCUAUAAGUGCAUUGACUGUGGGAAAAGUUUUGGUAGGUUUUCACACCUUAUUACACAUCGGAAAAUCCACACAGGUGAGAAACCUCAUAAAUGUAAUCAGUGUGGCAAAAAAUUCAUUUGGAACUCAGAUCUGAUACACCAUCAGAAAAUUCAUACUGAAGAAAAACCUUAUAAAUGUCCCAUUUGUAAGAAAAGAUUCACAAAGAACUCAAAUCUUGCUGCCCAUCAAAAAAUUCAUACCGGAGAGAGGGCCCAUAAAUGUAACAAUUGUGAAAAGAGCUUCAGUCGGAGUUCACAUCUACUUACUCACCAGAGGAUCCAUACUGGAGAAAAACCCUAUAAAUGUCUCAUGUGUGAGAAGAAGUUCAACUGCAGUUCAAACCUGAUAACUCAUCAGAGAAUACAUACUGGAGAAAAACCCUAUAAAUGUACAAUGUGUGAGAAAAGUUUUAGUCGCAGCUCAGACCUUGUUAAUCAUGAGAGAACCCACACAGGAAUAAAGCCAUUUAAAUGUGCUAUAUGUAAGAAAAGCUUCAGUCGAAGUUCCCACUUGAUAACUCACCAGAGAAUCCAUACAGGAGAGAAACCCUUCAAAUGUGCCGAAUGUGGGAAGUGCUUCAGUGAUAAAUCCUACUUCAGUUACCAUCAAAAAAUUCACAUGCAUUAGGACUGAAGAAAAGAAGACUGUGUUCUUUAAGUUGGCAGAAGAUGCUAAGAUGAAUAGAACUACCUAGAAACUGAACAAAAUUUAAAUCUGAAGACUGAAUGGUUUAGGAAAUGGAAAGAUGGAAGUUUAAUGUUCAGCUGUAUAAACUGAAAUAUUUUAUAGUUGCAUUGGUGUUCAUUAAAAGAUGAAUUGUUCGGGGCAGCUAGGUGGUGCAGUGGAUAGAGCACCGGCCCUGGAAUCAGGAAUACCUGAGUUCAAAUCUGCCCUCAGACACUUAACACUUACUAGCUGUGUGACCCUGGGCAAGUUACUUAACCCCAAUUGCCUCACUUUAAAAAAAAAAAAAAGAUAAUUGUUCAAGGUUAAUGACACCUGCCUGAAGAGAAAAGCUGCAGUAGCUGCCUUUUGUUAUUAAUUCCCACAGAGUUGUUCCAUUCCUCUCCUUUUAAUACCACUGUGUUUCUUAUGGUUGUGUUGUGGGAUGUGUAGGCAAAGAAACAUUGAGAUUGAAUAAAUACAAAGUUUUUUAAGUUGGCUGAGAAUACCAUUUUAGUUGGAAAUAGAUAGAACCUUGUGAACAAGAUUAGAAUUUGAAGCUUGGUUUGGGCUGUGGGAAGAUAAAAUUUAAAGUUCAGAUUUAUGAACAAAUUUUAUAUCUCUGUUCAUUGGUCAAAACAUCAGAUGGGUUUUUCAAAGUGAAUGAUACUAGCUUAAUGAGAAAAACUAAAAAGGCUAAGUUUUGUCAUUGAUUGACACAAUUAAAACUGUUCAAUUAUCCUUUUAAUACCAUUUUGUUUCUUCAGCUUAUAUUCUGGAGUUGAUCCCCAGGUGGCAAAUAUGUCAUUCUCUGGCCUACCUAACUCUAAUUCAGUAAUAUCAUUAUUUGGUGACAUUUCCAUUUUUCAGAUUUUUAUAAAUUUUCAUUCUGCUGCCCCAGUCAAAAAUUAAGUGGGAUACAUGAUUAUAAAAACAUAUACCUCAUUUAUUUUCUUUUUGAACAACCAGGCCAUAACUUUUAGCUUAGUGAGUGUUGGAAUUUUCAAAGUAGUUCCCCCUUGGAAGCUACAAACAUAUUUCAUUGAUGAUGCUCUUAUUCAAGGCAUAUGUGGAACUCUCUUUAGGAACUGUGUUUAGAGCCUAUCACUUACUACUUUGAAUAUCCCAAUUAUCCUUUGAAUGUGGAUUUGUUUUUUUGGAAACAGUCAAAAGUUGUUCUGAGACAAGAAUCAAGUUGUGACCACUUGGGUUCAAAAAAUAAGGUGUGAGUAGGAAGUAAUAAAACUAACUUUCUGUGUGUGUGUUUUGAAUGGGGUUCCCAAAGAGGAUUUGCUAAAGUGUUUUGAGCAGCAUCGUUGGAAUAUGGCCUCUCAUAAAGAUAUGGCCUCUCAAAGGAACUGUUUUUGAAUACAACCUUCCUGUUAAGGAAUCAGAGAAACAGUAUAGUAUAGUGAAAGAAGUCUCAGAGUCAGAAGAUUUAUGGUUCAAACCCUGGUUCAGCCACUUACAAGUGGCCAAGUAACCUCACCCUCUGAGCUUUCGUUUCCCCUCACUGUGAAAUGGGGAUAAUAUCUUAUAGCAAGGAAACAGAUCUGUAAACUACUAAGUACUUUAGUGGUGUUAUGAGUAUAAAUUGUGGAGUCUUUCCUAAAUUAGGCUUCUUACUUUAGUAGUCACACUUCUUUUUCAACUUCUUUGGUCUUUUCUUUUCCUUUUUCAUGAAUGAAUCCCUUCAACCCCUUAUCACUGUUAUGACUUCUCUUUUCCCCCUUUCCUUGGUUCUAUGAGACUAGACCAUCUUGGAAGGCUGUGCUUUGAAAGGUCUUGUCUUGACAAGCAGUCAACAGUGAAGCAAAGGAAUAUAGCCAUUUUUGGAUUCAUCACAUAGGGAUUGGCUUCAGCUCCAAAUGAUACAGAUUUUUUGUUUAGAUGCAAUUGAAUAGUUCCCUCUUUAUAUGAUGGUGUGUGUUCCUCAAACAUUUCACAUAAAGUUAAAUUUCUUUAACUAUGCUAGUGGAGUUUGCCAUUUUAAGGAAGGCCGUGUGUGUGUAUUUUUUUUCCUUAAUGUGAAUGAUCUCCCCCAAUCCCUGCCAUUUAAUUUUUUAAAAAAUCUAAAUCUCUAUAUAGUAGAUUUGUUUAAAGGUAUAUCUGCAUUGUGUACUCAUCAUCACUACUCUACUUAAUUAAAUUCUUUUUUUAU
Dromiciops gliroides (monito del monte) is the source of this 4375-nucleotide messenger RNA. Its product is annotated as zinc finger protein OZF-like. The transcript has 5 exons. The record is from RefSeq and is a predicted model, not a curated record. Gene Ontology annotation, molecular function: RNA polymerase II cis-regulatory region sequence-specific DNA binding; DNA-binding transcription factor activity, RNA polymerase II-specific. Bases 448 to 2178 code for a protein of 576 amino acids. Gene Ontology annotation, biological process: regulation of transcription by RNA polymerase II. NCBI's taxonomy places the organism in Eukaryota, Metazoa, Chordata, Mammalia, Microbiotheria, Microbiotheriidae.